UGUGUGAUUUGUUUAAACACUAUUUUUUAAACCAUUAAAGGUUUUGUGGUAUCAAGUUUGGGUUAUGUAAAGCGGAAAAAAAAAAAGAUUUUAAUGUAUUCAUAACUUGAGAAAAACUUAAGACUUGGGACAAUGUUUUGUUUCUAUUAAAUAAAAAAAGGGUAAUUUCUUCUUGGCAGGUCCCUAACAUUUCUGCCAGAGCCUGUUAAAACUCUAGCGGAAAUCCAGAAAGAAGAGGAGCAAAAUCUUGCGAUGGAAAAAGAAAAUUGUGGACAAGAUGUAAAAGAAUACGUAAAGGUCACAGUCCAAGUUCCCGAACAUGACCAGAAGGAUAAACCCAACGUAAAGCCUUGGGGUAAGAUCGGCAAUUCCAGUAAGAAUUGGGAAAAUGAAGAUGUUGGUAUUUCCAAAAAGAACAGAAAAAUAAAGAAUGCUCUGAAACUUAGCUAUACUGCUUUCCCCCCACUGGAGAAGUCUGAUGGAAAAGGAAGACUGAAAAAGAAGUAUGUUCAGUGAACUAACAUUUACUGACCUACAGGAGCCAAUGGAACACGCCAGUAUUACUAGCCAGAGCAAGCUGAAUAGAAAUAGCAUGCCUAAGAAAAAAAAGAAAGUAGUGAAAAAAGUAGACAAUUCCAUCCUCGGAUUUAGCUUUAAGCUCGAUCCUGAACGGAUCUGUGUCAGGGAAGGUGAUGAAGACGAUUCGGAACAAGGGACAGCCGUUUCGUAGAGAUUGUCGGGGAACUUUUAAACAUUGAAAAGAAUGGGUAACUUUUAUAUGGAAAGUUUAUUACGUAUUGUGCGAAAUAAAUUUUGUAAUACUUAAACUCACUUUAGACUUGAAGGCGUGAUUUCUUUGUAAACUUUAUUUUAAAACUCCCAGGAAGAUCGUGAAAGAGCAGAUUGUACAUUAUUUUAUGCAAGAAUGUAUUAUUUAAAUCUAUAACCCUAAUGAUGAAUUUGAAAUUGCUUAUAUUUUAAUUAGUGAAUACUGGUAUUUUAUGAUUAUAAAGCACGGUUCUCUGGUGCUUAAUACAUUUUAAAACUUUGGACAUGUAUUAUUUCUGCCCGAGUGGUUCUUUUUUUCCCCUCUUAUUCAGAAGACUAACUAUUUUACUUUGAGUUCUUACCGUAUGUUAUUUUCCUAGUGUUUGAUUUUGUUUUUUGCUCAACCUAAUCUGGGACUAUGUACUUCUGUGCCAGUGAAUAUCUCCAAUGUGUUGUUUAACUAACUACGUUGACUUGUAAAGUGUUACAAAUUAAUAGUGUUCAUCUUCCGCUAGCUACAUUUACUUGUAAAGUGUCACAGGUUAACAGUUAAUCAUCAGCUAGCUCCAUGGGGUUACAGUCUUAAUCUUCGUAACUAAAACCAUGUUGAACUAUAAAGUUCUACAGUGUGGCUUAUGAGAACUGACAUUGGUCAAGAUAAUAGGUUUUAUUGCCCAGUUCACAAUAAAACAUGUGCUAGAUGGUAAUAAGUUUUAAUAUAAAGUUAACAACAGAUUCUUGCAGUACGGCAAGCAAGAGAUGGUGGUCUGUUGCAGCAAGGAUUGUAAUAAAAUUAUCUUAUCAAAA
Molecule: messenger RNA, 1575 nt
Organism: Limulus polyphemus (Atlantic horseshoe crab)
Lineage: Eukaryota; Metazoa; Arthropoda; Merostomata; Xiphosura; Limulidae
Exons: 4
Coding region: 253-516 (87 amino acids)
Source: RefSeq, a predicted model, not a curated record